Dovyalis caffra is the source of this 1059-nucleotide messenger RNA. NCBI's taxonomy places the organism in Eukaryota, Viridiplantae, Streptophyta, Magnoliopsida, Malpighiales, Salicaceae. The record is from the annotation of a GenBank genome assembly.
AUGGCUCCCACCUCUAAACUACUCCUAGCCGACCUUGCAUCUUCAUGUGUGAAACAAAUUCCAUCUAAUUACAUCCGUUCCGUCUCCGACCGUCCGAAUCUCUCCAAUGUUCAGAUUUCGGAUGGCUCCACCAUUCCUCUAAUUGACCUUCUAGGUCUUAAUGGUCCUAACCACUUUCUUAUAAUCAAACAAAUUGCCCAAGCAUGCCAGAAUGAUGGCUUCUUUCAGGUGAAGAACCAUGGGAUACCAGAGGAAAUGAUCAACAACGUACUAAACAUAGCUAGAAAAUUCUUCAAACUGCCUAAAAGUGAAAGGUUAAAAAAUUACUCUGAUGAUCCUACUAAGACAACCAGGUUGUCUACCAGUUUUAAUGUUAAGACAGAACAAGUUUCUAGCUGGAGAGAUUACUUGAGACUUCAUUGUUACCCUCUUGAAGACUACAUACAUGAAUGGCCUAGCAAUCCUCCAUCAUUCAGGAAAGAUGUGGGUGAAUAUUGCACAACUGUUAGAGGUCUAGUGUUAAGACUGCUUGAGGCCAUAUCAGAAAGUUUGGGGCUGGAAAAAGACUAUAUAGAUAAGAAAUUAGGGAAGCAUGGACAACAUGUGGCUAUGAACUACUACCCACCCUGUCCACAGCCAGAGCUCACGUAUGGAUUGCCUGGACACACUGACCCUAAUUUAAUCACCAUUCUGUUACAAGAUGACGUGCCUGGAUUGCAGGUUCUGAGAAAUGGCAAGUGGAUUGCUGUGAAUCCCAUUCCCAACACCUUCAUCGUCAACAUUGGUGAUCAAAUGCAGGUCCUUAGCAAUGAUCGUUACAAGAGUGUGCUUCAUCGAGCAGUGGUUAACUGCGACAAAGAACGAAUAUCUGUACCGACGUUUUAUUGUCCUUCACCGGAUGCUAUAAUUGGACCUCCGAAAGAGCUGAUCAAUGAUGAUUAUCCGGCGGCAGUUUAUAGAGAUUUUACAUACGAAGAAUAUUAUGAGAAGUUCUGGAACAGAGGGCUUAUCAAAGAAUGUUGCUUGGACUUGUUCAAAGCUUCUAAUAAUUCAGCCUAG